Molecule: messenger RNA, 798 nt
Organism: Penicillium cataractarum
Lineage: Eukaryota; Fungi; Ascomycota; Eurotiomycetes; Eurotiales; Aspergillaceae
Product: MARVEL domain-containing protein
Exons: 1
Coding region: 1-798 (265 amino acids)
Cellular component (GO): membrane
Source: RefSeq, a predicted model, not a curated record
AUGUCCUUUCUCGUCGUUCCCCUCGUCAAAUUCGGCCUCUCCAAAGCCAAAAAGCACCACGCCGCCAAAAAGCAAGCAAAGCAAGCCGAACAAUUCCAACAACCGGGCUACAACUACGGCCCCGAACCACCCAUCCAAAUGUCCAACUACCCUCCCAACGUCGGUCCCGGCGCAGACAUCCAAUACCAAAGCAACCCCGCCGAACCCGUUAGCAAGGGCGCCAAGGUCAUGGGCAUGUUCAUCUCUGGCGUGCGCUUCUUACAAUUCGUCUUCGGAUUGACCGUCAUCGGCGUAUACGGCAAAGACGUCCGUCACGACCACGACGAUGGACACACCUGGAAUGCGAAAUGGGUGUUUGCCAUGAUAACGGCCUUUUUGGCGACUAGCACCGCGGCGGUGCAUAUGAUUCUACCAUUCUUGAUGCGCCGUGUUACGUACCGGCCGAAUCUGAAGUUGAAGUUGCCCCAGUUUGUCUGGGAGUUUAUCCUGUGUGUCCUGUGGUUGACGCUGUUUGGUAUCUUUGGCAAGAUGUAUAUCGGUGUUUAUCCUUCUGAGUCGAAUGAUUCUGGGAAGAGGGAUACCGAUACGACUACGAGCUCUAGUUCGAGUUCGAGCUCGGACUCUGGACUGGGUGAUGCGUCCAAGAUUAAUCGCAUGCGUCAUGCUGUUUGGAUUGAUCUGGUUAAUCUUGUUAUGUGGGUUGUUACCGCGUCUUGGGUGUUGCUGCGGUGGUUGAAGAGUCGACGCGCGGCGGAGGGUGCUGCGAUGGUUGACGCUGAGAAGGCAGAGCAGAUUUGA